AUGUCCCAGCAGCAAAAGGAAAGAGAAAACUGUAUAACGAUUGCAUGCAUGCAUUGCACAGAAGAAAAAAAACGAUGCUCCGGUGAUUCCACUUGCGAUAGGUGCGCUGGGCGUGGAUUAACUUGCUCUUAUCCGAUCACAGUAAAGAAACGUGGGUCAAAACUAAAAUAUAUUAUCGACGAUGAUCACGAAAGGCAAGGAAGUUCGAUCGAACUCCUUCAGCCCCUAGAACCAGCAUCCGGUGAUAGAAUUCGCAAAGGGGAUAUUGUACAAGUAGAACCUCAACUCUUGUUAAACGAUGCCACGCUUAAUUCGAACAUCAUUGCUAAUUUUAACCAUAAUUUGGACGACUAUUCUGCCGAUCCAUUAAAAGACAACUUCUUUCCUCCGCUAUCUUCUAUUCAACCAACUACUUAUGACACCAUAAACUCUAUGAACACUCAUGAUACGACUUUACAUAAAGGAUAUCAUAUUUUCAGUAAUUUCCCGUAUACUAAUAAUUAUAAUCAUAUUCCACAAAAUAAUGAAACUACAACCUUUCAUGCAAAUCCUUUGGAAAUUCUCGAUUUUGAACUCUGGGAUGACCCUAGUAUAAAUGACCAGUAA
Molecule: messenger RNA, 606 nt
Organism: Acaulospora morrowiae
Lineage: Eukaryota; Fungi; Glomeromycota; Glomeromycetes; Diversisporales; Acaulosporaceae
Source: the annotation of a GenBank genome assembly